GAACAAUUCACGAUUCUUUCAAUAAUAUCCAGUUUUUUAGGAAGCAAAUAAUUCGUGCAUGCAUAUUAUUUUCCUUGUAAUUUACUGAAUUAUAUUUAAGUAAUAUAGAAAAAAUUAUAGAAGAUGCAGAUAAAUUGUACAAAUUGUCCAGUGCCACUAACAAGUAAAGUCACUCUAUCAUCAACAUGUGGUGGGCCAUCUUUUUUAUUGUUCAUGGGUAUUUUGGAGUCAUUUAUUCGUAAACAAUGUGAUCUAGAUGAUCCAUGCAAUCGAGUUAUAUCACGCGAUGAACCCAAUACAAGUUAUGACUACGUUGUAAUUGGAGCGGGAAGUGCUGGUUCAGUAGUUGCCUCGAGAUUGUCUGAAGAAAGAGAUUAUUCAGUUUUACUUUUAGAAACAGGAUUAGAUGAACCAGGAUGGCUUCAUGUGCCAUCAUUUUUUGUUAAUCCAAUACAUACAGAUUUAGACUGGCAAUAUAGUUUUCAAAGUGAAGGCAAUGAUUGUUCAAAUGAAAAUGCAGCACAAUGUUAUUGGCCAAGGGGAAAGGUUUUAGGAGGUACAAGUACAAUAAACGCAAUGUUAUACAUGAGAGGUGCUCAUGAAGAUUUUAAUAAAUGGGAAAGAAUGGGAAAUAGUGGUUGGUCUUUUGAGGAUGUUCUUCCAUUUUUCAAGAGAAGUGAAAAUAAUUUACAAAUGAAUCGAAUUGAUCGUGAAUAUCAUGGACAAGAAGGGCCACUUCCUGUGACACAAUUUAAUUAUCAUCCUCCAAUGAGUUAUGAUAUCUUAAAAGCUGCCAAAGAAUUAGGUUACGAUAAUUUGGAUUUAAAUGGAAGAAAUCAUACAGGAUUUGCAAUUGGUCAAAGUACAUCGAGAAGAGGUAGUCGAUAUUCAACUGCACGUGCAUUUCUUAGACCGGCGAGAAAUCGUCAUAAUUUACACAUUAUGCUAAAUUCCACUGCAACGAGAAUUAUUUUCAAUAAUAAUAAAACAGCCAUUGCUGUUGAAUUUUAUAAAAAUGGAAAAUUCAUCAAAAUUGGAGUUAAUAGAGAAGUUAUCGUUAGUGGAGGUAUAAUAAAUUCUCCGCAAAUACUAUUGAAUAGUGGAAUUGGACCUAGAGCAGAUUUAGAAGCAAUUGGAAUUCCAUUGAUUCAUGAUCUUCCAGGUGUUGGUAGAAAUUUACACGAUCAAGUUCAUGUUCCCUUGACAUUUUCCAUCAAUGAAACGGACAAAAAUGAUUUAAAUUGGGCUUCUGUUAUUGAAUAUUUACAAUACAGAACAGGACCCCUAAGUGGCAUUGGAAUUCUACAAACAACAGGAUUUAUAAAUACAAAAUAUGCAAAUCCACAAGAAGACUAUCCGGAUAUACAAAUGGUUUUUGGAGGAUACAUGGCGGCAUGUUCUGAAAAUGGAAUGAUCAAUCGGAUUCCAAAGAGUAGACGAAAAAUUGCAAUUCUACCUGUAGUUAUUCAUCCAAAAAGUAAAGGUUACCUACGAUUGAGAAACAAUAAUCCACUCUCAAAACCACUAAUUUAUCCUCGCUAUAUGUCUAAUUCUGAUGACAUAGCUGUACAAAUUGAAGGAAUUAAAUUUGCUCUACGAUUUGCUUCAACGAAUGCAUUUAGAAAAUAUGAUAUUCAGUUUGACAGAAGUACAUUUAAAAUUUGUGAACACUUAGAAUUUGGAAGUGAACCCUAUUGGCAAUGUGUAGUGAGAAAUUAUAAAAGCACAGUAAAUCAUCAAGCAGGAUCAUGUAAAAUGGGACCUGAUUCAGAUCCACUGGCAGUGGUUGAUCAUUUAUUGAGGGUCAAGGGUGUGAGAGGUGUUAGAGUAGCUGAUGCUAGUGUUAUGCCACAAGCAACUUCAGGAAACACAAAUGCUCCCGCUAUUAUGAUUGGGGAAAGAGUUGUUGAUUUUAUCAGAAAUGUUAAGUGAAAUUUAAAAAUUAUUUAUUACUAUAGUAUUAAAUCACAAUUUAAUACUGUAAUAAAAUAACAAAUACAGAAAUAAAAAAAAAAUUUAAUAUUGA
Leptopilina boulardi is the source of this 2026-nucleotide messenger RNA. Its product is annotated as glucose dehydrogenase [FAD, quinone]-like. NCBI's taxonomy places the organism in Eukaryota, Metazoa, Arthropoda, Insecta, Hymenoptera, Figitidae. Gene Ontology annotation, molecular function: flavin adenine dinucleotide binding; oxidoreductase activity, acting on CH-OH group of donors. Bases 124 to 1932 code for a protein of 602 amino acids. The transcript has 8 exons. The record is from RefSeq and is a predicted model, not a curated record.